AUGGAUGGUGAGAACAGGAUCAUACUAAACGUCGGUGGUAUCCGUUACGAGACCUACAAAGCCACGUUGAAGAAAAUACCAGCUACGAGGCUUAGCAGACUCACCGAAGCUUUAGCCAAUUACGAUCCUGUGCUCAACGAGUAUUUUUUUGAUAGGCAUCCAGGCGUGUUUGCCCAAGUACUCAAUUACUAUAGGACGGGGAAACUUCAUUACCCGACAAACGUUUGUGGACCGCUUUUCGAGGACGAGCUGGAGUUUUGGGGACUGGACUCGAAUCAGGUAGAGCCCUGUUGCUGGUCCACUUACAGCAUUCACAGAGACACACAGGCGACCCUCGCCAUUCUCGACAAGCUGGAUAUCGACUCCGAGAAACCAAACGAGGAGGAAGUUGCCAGAAUGUUUGGUUACGAGGAAGAAUACUUAGCUGGAACACUGAACCUUUGGCAGAGGACCAAGCCAAAACUAUGGGCGCUCUUCAACGAACCGCAUUCGUCGUUAUCGGCCAAGGUGGUCGCUGUCAUAUCGGUGUUUUUUAUAUGUGUGUCCGUACUGUCGUUUGCGUUGAAAACUCAUCCUGACUUACGAGUGGCCACACUGAGGAACGUGACCGUGCCCAAGGAUCGGCCGCCAGCCCCGGGUGAGGACCCUCCGAUGGAAUGGGUACUCAGCAAGGACCGGACUGAUCCUCAUGAGGCUUUUUUCUACGUGGAACUCGUUUGUAACGUUUGGUUCACAUUCGAACUCCUAGCUAGAUCUAUCGUAACCCCUAACCUCGUGCACUUCGCCAAGUCUCCUGUCAACAUCAUCGACUUCGUAGCUACGCUUAGCUUCUACACGGACACCAUGCUGCAAAGCACUCUGGCUCACCGUUUCGACAACACCGAAAUCCUAGAAUUUUUUUCGAUCAUUCGUAUUCUGAGGUUGUUCAAACUUACCAGACACUCGCCCGGGCUGAAAAUACUCAUACACACAUUCAAGGCUUCCGCAAAGGAGCUCACUCUGCUCGUGUUCUUCUUGGUGUUGGGAAUCGUCGUUUUCGCCAGCCUGGUGUACUACGCCGAACGAUUGCAGGCCAAUCCGCAGAACGACUUCAAAAGCAUACCGGAAGGAUUGUGGUGGGCGAUCGUAACCAUGACCACGGUCGGAUACGGUGACAUGGCGCCCAAGACGUACAUGGGCAUGUUUGUCGGUGCUCUGUGCGCUUUGGCCGGCGUGCUGACCAUCGCACUCCCCGUUCCUGUCAUCGUGUCGAACUUCUCCAUGUUCUACUCACAUACACAGGCCCGUUCAAAGUUACCAAAAAAAAGGAGAAGAGUGCUUCCUGUGGAGCAGCCUCGACCAAAACGUUGUGACGCCGUCUGUGCGGGUGUCAUGGGCGCUGCUGGGCUGAUAGGAAAUCGUAGAAUGGUCACCGCUCCUACCCCCGGAGCGAUACUCAAAGAUACUUUCGUAACUCCAAAAUUAGGCAACAUUAACGGGAUGAACGUGCUGAGUCUCGCGUUCCAAGCACCACAAAUACCUGGCAUGUCUGCACCGUCUUUUUUGCCGUACAAUUCACCCCCGAGACACUCCCAGGGACCGCAAGACUCAUUUCCCGGAGGCGUACUUAACGGCCGUGGCGGAAUUGUGGCCCCGGCACCACUCCAACCCAGGGCGGCGACGAUUGAAUCCGUAUUCCUUCCGUUACAGCCAAGUCUUUUGGUGUCCUUGGGCGAGGACUCCAGGCCUCAGGACAUUGUAAUGCAGAGGACGUCUUCGUUGCCAAACUCAUCCGGAAACGAUUCGGUCAAUCCGUCGUCUUCAUGA
Molecule: messenger RNA, 1806 nt
Organism: Macrosiphum euphorbiae (potato aphid)
Lineage: Eukaryota; Metazoa; Arthropoda; Insecta; Hemiptera; Aphididae
Source: the annotation of a GenBank genome assembly